UCAAAACGUCAUCUGUUACACCACAAUCCUCGUCGCGUCUAUUUUACACCGAUGCAUUCCUCCGCACAGCUCUCACUGUAUACUUGUGAACAACAAUGAAACAACCAAAGCCUCAGAGUCUCUUCCUGUUCUUCACUUUAAUCUUCACCCUGUACCACGCAACGGCGGACCAUGACAACCCCAACAGUCGCACCAGCAUAGUCUUUGCUACUCUGGGUCGAUCCAGCUAUGCCUUCGACAUAUUCUCUCUCCCGACAUGGGACCCACCAACUGACGCCGACGAAAUCCAACUCACCGACGGCUACUCCGUCAAUUUUAAUGGCAACUUCCCCUCAAUCUCAUCACCCUCCAUAUUCUCUCUCCUACCCAAUCAAACCCUCACCACCACCCCAACUGCCACUGACCCACCACCCCUACUCCUCAUCUACGUCACUGAACGCAAUGGUUCAUCAAACAUAUUCCUCGAUGUAGUUUUCUACCAUAGUUCUGACCGCACCAGAAAAAGAUCAGUUCUUGAUAAUUCAGCUAAUCUCCCACCUGAGUCAUCUCGGAUUCAAGUUCCUCUGGUGGGUGGUGGAGAGUCACACGACCGAGUUUCGAUGAAAGAUAGGCCGAGUUUGGUGGGUGAGUACUUGAUUUACGUUUCGACUCAUGAGGACUCGGGUGUGGGUCGGAGGAGUUGGGCAGCGGUGUACUCAACUCAUUUGAAAACUGGGUUGAUUCGGAGGUUGACGCCAAAAGGUGUUGCCGAUUUUAGUCCGGCGGUGUCUCCUUCUGGGUUGUGGACCGCGGUGGCGUCGUAUGGAGAACCGGGUUGGGACGGUGAGGUUGAGGAACUAGGUACGGACAUUUAUGUGUUUUUGACUCGGGACGGGACACACCGAGUUAAGGUGAUCGAGCACGGUGGGUGGCCGAGUUGGGCUGACGAUUCGGCUCUGUAUUUCCAUCGGAGGUGUGACGAUGGUUGGUGGAGUGUUUACAGGGCCAUUCUUCCUCAGAAUGGGUUAUUUAGCGUAGGCUCAGUAUUAACUCAGCGAGUCACCCCACCGGGUCUGCACGCAUUCACACCAGCUGCCUCGGUAGCCAACAAGAGUUUCAUUGCAGUGGCGACGAGGCGACCCAAUUCAGAGUAUCGUCAUGUGGAGUUAUUCGACGUCGUUCUGAAACAGUUUAUAGAGGUAACCCGACCUGUUUCCCCAAAUGCUCACCAUUUUAACCCGUUUAUAUCACCAAACUCUAGACGGGUCGGGUACCAUAGAUGUAGAGGGGCAAGCAAUGGAAGGAGCAGUAAUAAUCUGUUACUUGAAAACCUCCAAAAUCCAAUACCCGAAAUCUCUUUAUUCAGAAUUGAUGGGUCGUUUCCUUCCUUCUCACAAGACGGGGGCCGGAUUGCGUACGUGAAAUUCCCGGGUCUUUAUGUGAUGAACCGGAAUGGGUCGGGUAUGCGGGAGGUCUUUAGUGGGGAUGCCUUCUCAACUGCAUGGGAUCCGAAAAGGGUAGGUGUGGUCUACACCAGUGUGGGGCCCACAUUUGCAAGUGAGAGCACCGAGGUUGAUAUAAUCUCCAUUAACGUUGACGAUGAUGAGUUAAGUUACAAAAAAUUGACAGCCGGAGGCGAAAAUAAUGCGUUUCCGUCACCUUCGCCAGAUGGAAAAUGGGUCGUGUUCCGAUCAGGGCGUUCGGGUCAUAAGAACUUGUAUAUAAUGGAUGCUUCGGAUGGAGAAAACGCUGGCCUCCACAGGCUAACGGAGGGUCAAUGGAGCGACACGAUGUGUAAUUGGUCACCUGAUGGUGAUUGGAUCGCUUUUGCUUCGGAUAGGGACAAUCCGGGUUCUGGUAGUUUUGCACUGUAUAUGGUUCACCCGAAUGGAACAGGGUUGAGAAAGGUGGUCCAAAGCGGGUCGGGUGGUCGAUGUAACCAUCCAUGGUUCAGCCCGGAUGGGAAAUAUAUUGUGUUUACUUCAGACUAUGCCGCGGUGUCUGCUGAACCAAUCUCGAACCCACAUCACUAUCAGCCAUAUGGCGAUAUAUUUACGGUGAGAUCGGACGGUUCUGAGAUACAGAGAUUGACCCACAAUUCAUAUGAAGAUGGAACCCCGGCUUGGGGACCCACAUUCAUGAAGCCUGUUGAUGUUGAGUGGCCAAAUGGUGGUCCACAGUGCUCAUUUGAGGAUUGUUAUUGGCUCAACACAAGUCUAAGUCUUGGUCUUGAGGCUGCAUAUUUGGGUUCCAGCUCAACCAAACUCCAAUGUCCUCUGUGACAAAUUCGUACACUAUUGCAAUGUCUAAUGUGCAAUCACUGUACGUGUUUCUUAUUACAUAUAGACGUUACCACUCUCUUAUUUGUAUAUAUAUGUACAAUAUAUAGAUGAGCAACAUAUGCAUGUAUAAAUGCUAGUAGAAAGAUCUUUACUUCAGUCCUCGUUAGUCGAAGGUGCGGAGUUUGUCAAGAGUGUACUGAUUGGCAGUUCGAACAAAGUGCAUGUCGUCGAAUUCGAGCCCACAACCUCAAAAUCGUUCGACACUUUUAACAAUGCACUAGAGAAUGUAUCUUUAUUUAUUGAUACUAGUUAAGGAGUAUGUAUAUAUGAGCAGGGAUGUACUACUUAUGAAUAUUGUUGUUGAAAUAAAAAUUUUAGUGUUA
Ilex paraguariensis (yerba mate) is the source of this 2644-nucleotide messenger RNA. The record is from the annotation of a GenBank genome assembly. NCBI's taxonomy places the organism in Eukaryota, Viridiplantae, Streptophyta, Magnoliopsida, Aquifoliales, Aquifoliaceae.